This is a messenger RNA of Penaeus indicus, 1285 nucleotides long. RefSeq lists its product as uncharacterized. The record is from RefSeq and is a predicted model, not a curated record. NCBI's taxonomy places the organism in Eukaryota, Metazoa, Arthropoda, Malacostraca, Decapoda, Penaeidae. The transcript has 2 exons. The coding region runs from base 2 to 1285 and encodes 427 amino acids.
AAUGAAGCUCUUAGCAAUUGUCCUAUUGAUACCUGUAGCUUUAGCAAAGCCGCAGGAAUACAGUCUCCCAUCGACUUCAGGGAAUGGAUUUUCCUCUGUCGGUGGCGGUUUUACCAGUGGCCCAGAAAAACAGGGAAGAAACGGUUUCAUAAGUGGUAUUGGCGCAUCUUCGCAUGAAUCUUCAUCCGGUGCUAGAUAUAAUGGGGGUUCUGGAGGUCCUUCCGGUGCCUGUCGUGAUGGAGAGAUCCUACAUGUAGACGGAUCUUGCGUUGUUCCUAAAAUUACAAGAACCAUCUAUGUGUUCAGCGCUCCUGAUGAGCCUCAGCAGCCAGUCGGUCCGCCACCAAGCGUACCACCACCGAGAGUGGAAGAAAAUAUCGUGUUCGUUCGUGUUCCAGAAGCAGGACCAGCACCUGAUCCCGUCAUCCUUCCGCCACCACGCCAAGAGCAGAUCGUGUACAUCCUCAGCAAGAACGAUGGAGGAGGAGGCCAGCGAGUGAUCGAGGUCACCGCUCCUUCACCUUCUGACCCUGAAGUUUAUUUCGUCAACUACCAAGAAGGAGAAAAUCCAACUCUUCCUAUUGGUGUUGAUCUUGAGAGUGCUCUCAGUGCCGCCGCCAACGGAGGGGGUCAGGCCAUCGGAGGAACAGGUGGUUUUGGGGGAGAUGGAGGAUUCGGCGGCAGUGGAGUAAAUGGCUUUGGAGGAGAUGGAGGAUUCGGCGGCAGUGGAGUAAAUGCCUUUGGGGGAGAUGGAGGAUUCAGCGGCAGUGGAGUAAAUGGCUUUGGAGGAGAUGGAGGAUUCGGCGGAAGUGGAGUCAAUGGCUUUGGAGGAGAUGGAGGGUUCAGCGGCAGUGGAGUCAAUGCUUUUGGGGGAGAUGGAGGAUUUAGCGGCAGUGGAGUCAAUGGCUUUGGAGAUGGAGGACUCGGCGGCAGUGGAGUCAAUAGCUUUGGAGGAGAUGGAGGAUUCAGCGGCGGUGGAGUCAAUGGCUUUGGAGAUGGAGGACUCGGCGGCAGUGGAGUAAAUGGCUUUGGAGAUGGAGGAUUCAGCAGCAGUGGAGUAAAUGGCUUUGGAGAUGGAGGAUUCAGCGGCAGUGGAGUCAAUGGCUUUGGAGGAGACCUAGGUUUUGACGAUAGUGGAGCAGGUGGCUUUGGUGGAGAUGGAGAAUUUAACGGUGCAGGAGUCGGAGCCCUCAGCGGACUUGUUGACAUUCGCAGAGUUAAUGGAGGAAUCGACGGCAGACCUGGAGAAAUAAAUAACAAUAGAGGAGUCGAAGAAAGUGGAUAA